This is a messenger RNA of Pipistrellus nathusii (Nathusius's pipistrelle), 252 nucleotides long. NCBI's taxonomy places the organism in Eukaryota, Metazoa, Chordata, Mammalia, Chiroptera, Vespertilionidae. The record is from the annotation of a GenBank genome assembly.
AUGUAUUACUUGAAUGAAUUUUUAAAAGACCUAAAAGUAAAAAUUACUGAUUCAGGUUACAUAAUUAGAAAAGACAUGAGUUCAAAUACUACUUUUGACAUGAUGAACAGCGUGCUGGAGAACUUCACCAUCCUGCAGGUGGUCACCAACAGAGACACACAGGAGACUCUGCUGUGCAUUGCAUAUGUCUUCGAGGUGUCAGCCAGCGAACACGGGGCUCAACACCAUAUCUACCGGCUGGUGAAAGAAUAA